AUGAAGGUCUUCUCCUUGGCCCUGCUCACCCUGCUGCUGGUGGCUCUCUGGACUGAAAGCCAGGGUGUCUCCUUCCGCAGCCGCUACAGCAGGUGCUGCUACAGGGACAUGUUCUUCCGAAAGAAAAUCCCUGCUAACCUCAUCAAGAGCUACCAGGAGACGCCUUCCCACUGCUCCCACAGAGCUGUGUAUGUGGAGCUGCUGAAGGGGAAAAAGUUCUGCGUGGAUCCGACAGCAGACUGGUUCCAGCAAUACCAGCGGCAGAAGGCGUCGAUCAGCACCUCCACGUGA
Messenger RNA from Egretta garzetta (little egret), 291 nucleotides. RefSeq names its product C-C motif chemokine 7. The transcript has 3 exons. Lineage: Eukaryota; Metazoa; Chordata; Aves; Pelecaniformes; Ardeidae. The record is from RefSeq and is a predicted model, not a curated record. Gene Ontology annotation, cellular component: extracellular region. Gene Ontology annotation, biological process: cellular response to type II interferon; immune response; lymphocyte chemotaxis. Gene Ontology annotation, molecular function: chemokine activity; CCR chemokine receptor binding. Bases 1 to 291 code for a protein of 96 amino acids.